This is a messenger RNA of Lethenteron reissneri (Far Eastern brook lamprey), 401 nucleotides long. RefSeq names its product RNA-binding protein FUS-like. NCBI's taxonomy places the organism in Eukaryota, Metazoa, Chordata, Hyperoartia, Petromyzontiformes, Petromyzontidae. The record is from RefSeq and is a predicted model, not a curated record. Gene Ontology annotation, molecular function: RNA binding. Gene Ontology annotation, biological process: regulation of DNA-templated transcription.
UGUGGUUGAGCGGUGGUUGUGGACAGAUUUCUCAUCGCUCCACCCCACCCCCCCACUCACCCACAGACCAGGAUAACGCAGACAACAACACCAUCUUCGUCCAGGGCAUGGGCGACGAGGUCACCGUGGAGCAGGUGGCGGAGUUCUUCAAGCAGAUCGGCAUCAUCAAGAUCAACAAGCGCACGGGUAGCCCCAUGAUCAACAUCUACACGGACCGUGAGACCGGCAAGCCCAAGGGGGAGGCCACCGUCUCCUUUGACGACCCCCCCUCCGCCAAGGCCGCCAUCGACUGGUUCGACGGCAAGGAGUUCAACGGAGGCAAGAUCAAGGUGUCGUUUGCCACUCGCCGCUCCGACUUUGGCUCCAACUGGCGCGGUAGAGGUCGCGGGGGUGGGGACCGA